Messenger RNA from Tremella mesenterica DSM 1558, 657 nucleotides. RefSeq lists its product as uncharacterized. NCBI's taxonomy places the organism in Eukaryota, Fungi, Basidiomycota, Tremellomycetes, Tremellales, Tremellaceae. The coding region runs from base 1 to 657 and encodes 218 amino acids. Gene Ontology annotation, molecular function: zinc ion binding; nucleic acid binding. The record is from RefSeq and is a predicted model, not a curated record. Gene Ontology annotation, cellular component: U2 snRNP; catalytic step 2 spliceosome; U2-type prespliceosome. Gene Ontology annotation, biological process: spliceosomal complex assembly. The transcript is spliced from 4 exons.
AUGGAUUAUCAGAACCGAGCUGGUGCUAACAAAGGUGGUGGUGGUGUGGCAGGUGAUUCAGAGACUGCGGUCGAUAGAAGGGAAAGAUUGAGAAAAUUGGCUUUGGAGACUAUCGAUUUAGCUAAAGAUCCUUAUAUACUUCGAACACAUCUCGGUACUUUAGAAUGUCGACUCUGUCUCACAUUACAUAUCAACGAAGGUUCUUACUUGGCACAUACACAAGGUAAAAAACAUCAAACGAAUUUAGCAAGACGUGCAGCUCGUGAUAAUCGUGAUCAAAAUUUAUCAAUUGCAAGACCGACACCACAACAACAAGUUCGUAAAAAAGUAUUUGUCAAAAUUGGUAGACCUGGUUAUAAGAUCAUCAAGAUCAGGGAUCCUUCAAGUGGACGAUUAGGUUUAUUGUUUACUGUUAGUUUACCGGAGAUAAAACAAGGGGAACAACCUAGGAGAAGGUUUAUGAGUGCUUUUGAACAAAGAAGGGAAGUACCUAAUCGUGCUUUUCAAUAUUUUGUCCUCGCGGCGGAACCAUACGAGACCAUAGCAUUUGCUAUUCCAGCUAAAGAAAUGGUAGAUCCUGAAGAAGAUCCAGGAUCGACAUGGGAGCACUGGGAUGCAGACGAAAAGGUUUACUCUUGUCAAUUUCUGUACAAAUAG